Lolium perenne is the source of this 794-nucleotide messenger RNA. The record is from RefSeq and is a predicted model, not a curated record. NCBI's taxonomy places the organism in Eukaryota, Viridiplantae, Streptophyta, Magnoliopsida, Poales, Poaceae.
AUGGAGCUGGACCUAAAGACAUCACAUGAACGCGCGAGGGAGGAGCGGGAGGCAUGCGCGAGAGGAGGAGAUGUUCAGGCCGGCGGCCAGCCCGGUCAACCGGUCGUGCCUGGCGGCCACCCGGCCCCAGGUCCGGUACAUCUCGCCGGCCCGGCCCGGGCCCGCCCUCAUCCCGCUCCGGCGUGCGGCGGCCCUCCUGCUCCGCCGCCCAGCUCUCCCCCGUCCGCUUUCUUCCCCGUUCCUCUCUCCUCUCUAUCUCACCUUUCCCCUCUAUGUGUAGCACACGGUGGGCGGCCACAGGAGCUCGACGGCGACCUCCAUUCCUCAGACAGCGGCGCGUCGGCCACCUGGGUAACCGGUGCACUCCAUCUAAGGCUAAUUCAAGAAGCCAAACAACAACUCUAUUUAAGCUGUGAGUCAUCAGCCCUAACCAACAAGUCUAAAGUUGAUACUUCCAUAUGGAUUCAAACAACGGAAGGAGGAAAAGCAGGAGUUAUCUUACUUGGACAGACAAUAUGGAUCGGGUUCUCCUUGAUGUUCUUGCCGAGUAUCACAGUAAUGGCAAUCAUACAGCAAAUGGAUGGAAGCCACCUGCAUACUCUGCGUCAGUGAAAACUGUGCGCGAGAAGUGCAGUGUGGAGAUUACAAAGGACCACGUGUAUUCAAGAUGCAAGACCUUUGACAAGCAUUGCAGUAUCAUUAGCAGAUUACUUUCCCAUUCUGAUUUUGGAUGGGAUCAAGACAAGAACAUGCUCAUCAUUCACAAUGAGGAUGCUUGGAAAGUAUACAUAGAG